GUCUCGGUGGGUGACACGAGUCUUGAAGUCCACACCAGCCCUCUUAUCCCUUGCAAUAUCUUAUUGCCUUUAGGAAAGUGUCCAUGCGAGCAUAAAGCUCUCUCAACCUAAACCAACCAAUUGUUGUGAAUGUUUCCCGGGAUCGAGAAUUGUGUAUUUCGACCUAAAUGCACCUUCUACCUGAUUACCAACCGGAAGGAACGUUUCCGGUUAACCAUUAGAUACGCCUCUUUUCGUAAAAAAAAUCAAUAAAUAAAACACAGAUUGUGAAUAACACAGCUGCAAAUAAAAACCAGCAAAACCUACUCUCUGUAUCGUUAGAAGAGAACGCCCUUUUUAUCCGUGAAUUCAGUGACUUAGAUUGAUGGAAGAGGUGACUUCCCUUCAUCUCCACUUGGAACUGGAAAUGUGAUGUAUAGGUAGUACCAACAGUGACUCGUUCCCGGCAGACAACGAUUCCCUUUCACUUUCAGAGAUGUUAUGGGACGGAUGUCGAGGAAAGGACGAAAAAAAUAAGCAGAGCUUUAAGCACCUGGCAACUGCGGUAAAUCCAUAUAUAAAAGAGGAACUGCUGUCAGAGGACGAGAGUUUUGUAGGGUUAUCUGAUGGGCACGAAAAGUCAGUACUUCUGAAGAACGGUUAGAAUGGUGUAAUGACCAAACUGUGAACUUCGUGAAUUUCAAGUACUGCUGGAAAUAUUUUCUGGAGAGCAUGUGGUUCAGAAUUCUGCUCUUGAUGACUGUAAGCAGCACCACACUAGGCGAAGACCUUGGAGAUUCGAGCAGAGGAAGUGAAUAUCAGCAUGAAGAGAUGGUCUCUUCCCUGGUGCACAAGUUAUGUCCCCGUGGCUGUGGAGACCCAGAAUUUGAAGCUGUAAACAACACCAGCCUCUCUUUUAGUGCACUGUGUCAUCUUGUGUGCUUUACCCUUGUAGAGACAUCUGGAGGUGCAAGCAGAAAUACCCUAGGAAAGCAGUAUGAUAACCGACGGCAAGGCAUUUUCAGCAGAUCUGUUUAUAAUAGUGAUUUUCCCAGUGCUUUUAAAAGUGGCACCGGACCUCCUAAGGAUGGUAAACAAGUGGCAAAGACGCAGUCAGGCUCAAAAUUUUAUUUCGAUAAAUAUUCUAGGGAAAAAAUCAGAGGCCCAGCUCAAGGUGAUUUAGGUAAUUCAGGAAACGGUACUAAUGAUCUCGAAUCAUCAUUAAAGGAAAGGUUUUUCAGAGAUUUAGCGGCCCCUUUGACAAGUGCCGGUCCCUCAAAUAUUUCUAAAAUAAAACAAGUUCUCUGCUGUGGUUUUCAUAUAAAUCCAAGUGAGCAUCUUCAAGGUGCUCCUGACGGCGACGUUCUUAGAAACUCGCACGGUGAAAGUAUACAAUUAGUCAAGAACAGUGGAAUUAACCUUAUUAAAGUUGAUAAUUAUUCUUCCGAAAACAUAAGUACUUCAACAUAUCGAUUGCACGCAAGAACUGACGUUCUUCCUUUGCCGUCUCGUGCGCUUGCUACAAACUCGUCUACUGGUUUUAAAAUCACUGCACAGGGAUUUAAUAGUCAUAGAUUUCUUCAUAACAUAAUUAAUAUAAAAAACGUAUCUCAUUUUCGGUUUCCUAAUCAUCCAAAGAAAAAUGAUCUCAGUAUCCAACGAAAUGCUGCAAAAUUUAGGUGGGAUCCAUUUCAUAUUUCGUCAACAAUGUCAAACAACACAGUAAACACUGUAGGCUCACCAUAUCCUCUUGAAAACUAUCCAACAUAUUACUCAGUCCAGGUACUGCCGAUGCAAAACACAAAUGCUGAUGUCUUGAGGGAAAAGGUGACUUUUCCAAGCAAAUCGGAACGUCGUGAAUUUCAAAAUCCCGAAAAGAACACACAAGAUGGAACAGAAAAAAAGCAGCAUUCAUCAGUUAUUGUGUCAUUCGACAAGAAACACGGUUAUGUUAAUCCUCUUUGCCCAGAAUUUGUUGAUUAUUCCCCAAAUGAUCCCUGUGAGAUGGCCAUUUCAAGAACUCGUCUUCCGCAUGUCUCCAUAACUUUACCUCCAAAUAAUUCCGAAUUUCAUGGGCCCUCUGAAUCUUUAUAUGGGCGUGUUUCACCCUUGUCCUUGCUCCAUUCAUCAUUACUACCAUCAAAAUCGUCUCCUUCGUUAUUUUCAUCUAUGUCCUCUUCAUUAUCACAAGUCUCAUCUCGGGCAUCGGCCACUAGACCUCUGGGAUUACAGGAGUUACCUCAUACCGGCGAGUUCUUGAAUCGGAAACCUUUCAGUGAGAAGAUACUGUUGAGGUCAAGAAGAACUGUGAUCAGCUCUGACACUUCAUUUCAGCCAGGCACCACAAAAGUUCGGAAAACCUUACAAAGAUCUUCUAUGGCUUUAAAAUCAACAUCCAUACUUUCUAACGCUAUUAAACCCACAAGACAGCAGAAUAUUAUUUUAGUUCAAACACAGAAUACAGCAGUUCUCAACUUCUUAUCCGGUCUUGGACCUCUGAAACUGGAAAGUGAAAGUAUAGGGAGAAAGAAUCCUGUUGAUCAGUUACCUAAUUGCCGCCCUGUUUCCAAGUGCACUCGGAAGUACGGAGAUCACCCUCUCGAUUUCUGCAUUUACGGAUUUCUUCCAUCAUGCCAAGAGGGUUACGUCCGCUGUCUUGACAAUUAUUUUGGACCAUUUAACGAACUCUGUCUGAAUGAACUGUCAUCACUGAAAGAUGGGUCGUCCAGUCAAACUAAAGUUUUGCUGUCGUAGUGAGGGAACAACCAAAUUACAUUAUCACUGUGUGGGAUGAACCAAGACCACCACUUAGUUCAUCGGUGGUCUUGGAUGAUGCCGUUUGGAUGGUGAUGGUGUGACAGUAACGGUUCCUCUCAUAAUUCUUCAAGUUAACCACUACUAGAAUAGCACAAAUUUCAGUUUGGAAUAAAUAUACAUUGUUCCCAAUUGCUUAAUCUUUUUGCUUUUUUUAGAAAAUGUUCACUGUAGUAGAUAUUUACGUUCUUGCAAAGGGGGUUAGUUACAUAUUUAGGGCGUCUGCUGACCUUGUUUUGUUUUAACCUCCAGUCUCAGAUUACGAAAUUACUUUAACAUAAUAUUUUAAUUCGCACAUCGUUUCAACAAACUGUUAGCUAUAUUCUCAUGAUACGCAAUUUGAUUGGAUAAUCUCCGAUACGCACUUUUAGUACAUUGUCUUAUUUCCAAUAUUUCCUCAUGAACGUGUUUUGUAUGCCUUCUAGGAACUUUAUAAAUGUGCACCAACUUUUGGAUUCUUAUUUCAUAUCCAUCACAAUUAGUAUGUAAACGGCCGCUGGAAAUAACGCAGACAUCGAAACUUCAAAUUUCUUUUGAAACCUCCAAUAACACUGGCGACAUUUACCCUCCUAACAAUUGCGAGGUGCUCAAUAGCAGAAUCUUAUGCAAAAUAUGAAAACCUUGAGAGAGGGAGACCUUAAAAAUAACAAGUAAUAAACGAUUACUAAAAUGCCUACGGCACAGCUUAUAUUUGUGUUAAAAUUUACCUAACUUUACACCAAAACGAAGUCAUUUAGGAAAUGAUAAUGCAGGCUUUUUGUCUUUUAAUUUCUACUCUACCUGCAUUAAUAUUCUCUUCCCUCUGACUUCCAACCUCUAUAACAAAAUGCAGCAGCGAGGUUUUCCUCUUGUUACAUCUUUCUUAUAUUCCGUAGGGGGUUAGUGCAGUCAAUGGACCUCAUGCAGUGUACUGUAGGCAUUACUUAAGGUUCUUUGCAGCAUGCAUUCGGCGCCUAGCUGCGCCCACUUUCUUUCCUUUUACUGUAGCCUACCAUUAUUCAAAUUAUUUCACUUCACCUUACUUUCCACCCUCUCCUAUUACUUGAUUCAUAGUGCAACUGCGAGGUUUUCCUCCUGUUACACCUUUCCAACCUCACCAGAACGCAUGGAUGGCCGCUGCAUAUUU
Macrobrachium nipponense is the source of this 3919-nucleotide messenger RNA. RefSeq lists its product as uncharacterized. Gene Ontology annotation, cellular component: mitochondrion. Gene Ontology annotation, molecular function: protein-disulfide reductase activity. The transcript has 2 exons. The record is from RefSeq and is a predicted model, not a curated record. The coding region runs from base 712 to 2733 and encodes 673 amino acids. Lineage: Eukaryota; Metazoa; Arthropoda; Malacostraca; Decapoda; Palaemonidae.